AUGCCGCGGGAACCAUGCCAUCAAUACCGUGUCUCUGGCUCGCUGGCUGGUUGUGGGUCACGUCCCCAAGGUGCCAACUCAUCCCUGUCUGCCAGCAAGUACUUAGGCAACGCAGUCUGGACCGACUCUCAAAUCCGCCUUCCGUCUUCUUUUCCUCGUCUCGGUCUCUGUACACUUCCCGACACCAUCCAAAUGCCGCUCCCGAAUAUAACUCUACUCUUCGGCCCGAUGCUUAUAGGCGUCGUACUUAAUGUGCUGCUGUAUGGGAUCAUGGUUACUCAGAUGUUCAAAUACUACCACGAAUACCCUCGAGACCCCAAAUGGAUACGCUAUUUCAUGCUCUACCUUUUCGUGUUGGCAACGGCAGUGGUGGUGACGCACCUGGCACGGGGGCGGUACCAGGAAAGUCACGGGGAGUGA
Messenger RNA from Mycena indigotica, 420 nucleotides. RefSeq lists its product as uncharacterized. The record is from RefSeq and is a predicted model, not a curated record. Bases 1 to 420 code for a protein of 139 amino acids. Lineage: Eukaryota; Fungi; Basidiomycota; Agaricomycetes; Agaricales; Mycenaceae. The transcript is spliced from 8 exons.